AUGACACAACCACUCGCUAAAGCGAGUCGCAUUUGGUCGGUUGCUGAGGAUGAAGCUCUAAUUGGGUUAUACCUAAAAAUAAGUGAUGAUGCGCUUCGUGCCUACUGUAAAGUUCAAGCGGAGAAGCCGCAUAUACUCCCGCCAAGACCUAUGAAGAGUUUGGAGACACAUUGGAGAAGAAUGGCAGCUGAUUUGCUACAGUGGACUAGUUGCUAUGAGGAGGCUGGCAAACUUCCUGAAAGUGGAAGUGGUUACAACGAAGCUGAUCGAAUUAAAAAUGCUUCCAAGUUGUUUUAUCUCUCCUCUAAUCCACAACAUAAUUUUGCAUUUUUGCAUGGAGUGGAUCUGGUUAAUGAAGACCUGAAGUGGAGGAUAAAAUUAAAAUGGGGUCUAUCAAAGGAGGAAAGAAAAGGUUGUGGUGCUGAUGAUGAGGAAGAUAGUAGUGGAAGUGGGAAAAGGUCUAGGGAUGCGAGUGACGGAUUUAUGUCAGGAGGCCUACCACGACCUGACGGUGUCAAAAAAACAAAGGCUAAGCGUAAGGGCAAAGCAGUUGCUUCCGAUAGUGCAAUUUUGAGCAUUAGUGAACAGAUAAAGGCGUGCACCGAGGUAAUAACACUUCCUCAACUUCAGAAGGAUAAAUUAUUUGCUGAUAAACAAGGUGCGGCUCGGAAGGACGUUGAACGAGCUUUUGGGGUUUUACAGGCUAGGUUUGCCAUUCUACGACAACCUUCCCUUGCGUAUGAUGAAGACAUUUUGUGUGACAUAAUGAAAGCUUGUAUCAUUGUGCACAAUAUGAUUGUCGAAGAUGAACGACACAACUACACUCGGGCCGAAGUUUUAAGAAGGUACUAUGAACAAGAUCGUCCGCAAAUUACAAGACCAACUACAAGUGCUACAGUUAACAACAACGAGCCUUUUGAAUUCAAUGUUGGCCGACCUCUUAACGUUGAUUUCGAAACGUAUGUCCAGAGAAGAAUGUCUCUACGCGAUAGAGACACUCAUGUUUAA
Messenger RNA from Chenopodium quinoa (quinoa), 1008 nucleotides. RefSeq lists its product as uncharacterized. Bases 1 to 1008 code for a protein of 335 amino acids. Lineage: Eukaryota; Viridiplantae; Streptophyta; Magnoliopsida; Caryophyllales; Amaranthaceae. The transcript is spliced from 3 exons. The record is from RefSeq and is a predicted model, not a curated record.